Molecule: messenger RNA, 1092 nt
Organism: Colletotrichum spaethianum
Lineage: Eukaryota; Fungi; Ascomycota; Sordariomycetes; Glomerellales; Glomerellaceae
Product: P-loop guanosine triphosphatase YjiA
Exons: 1
Coding region: 1-1092 (363 amino acids)
Cellular component (GO): cytoplasm
Source: RefSeq, a predicted model, not a curated record
AUGGCGCCGAUUCCCAUCACCAUCAUCACCGGUUUCCUCGGUUCCGGCAAGACAACGCUGAUCCUCAACCUCCUCCCUCAGCUCAAGGCCGCGAACCCGUCGUACAAGCUCGCCCUUCUCAAGAACGAGUUCGGCGAUCUAGCUGUCGACUCGCAGCUGGCGUCUUCUAACGCCAUCUCGGGCGUGCAGGAGCUCCUCAACGGAUGCAUCUGCUGCAACCUGGUUGGCCAGCUGAGUGUCGCUCUUGCCGAGCUGCAUUCGACCGUCCGCCCGGACCGCAUCGUUAUCGAGACGAGCGGCUCCGCCUUUCCCGCGACCCUGGCCCUCGAGGUCAACCGCCUCGCGCGCGAGACGGGCAACUACACUCUCGACGGAGUCAUCAGCGUCAUCGACACGGAGAACUGGAAGGGCUACGAGGACACAAGUUACACGGCGCGCAUCCAAGCGAAGUACACGGACCUGAUUGUUUUCAACAAGUGGGAGUUGUGUUCCGAGGACCGCUUCGAUGAGGUUCUCGACAGGGUAGGCGAUCUCGAGGUCGAUAUCCCAUGGGUCAAGAGCAAGAAAGGCUGGGUCGGCGCCGACCUCGUCUUUGGCGUGGAUGGUGGCCUCGCGCAGGGCCUGACGGAAGAUCAUGCGCAUGACCACGAUCAUAAGGGGGAGAACCACUCGCACGACCACCAGACUGAGGUUGAGGUUCUGUCGGUCGAGCUCAAGGGACCCAAGGAUGCUGCUGUCAAUGCGGACAAGCUGCAGAGCUUGCUACGCGCGGCACCCAAGGACGAGGUGUACCGUAUCAAGGCUGUUCUGACGGCGUCGGCGACGGUCAGAGACUCCGACGAAGAUGCCCAGAUUCCUACACCACCUCACCCUAAGUCGCGGUAUAUCCUCAACUGGGCAUUUGGCCGGUGGACGUUCACCCCUAUUGCAGAGGGCAGUGCUGAGCAUGCUUCCAGCGAAGGGGCUCUCCUGCGUAUGACGAUGAUACUAGGGAGAUAUGAAAGCAACAAGUGGAAGAAGAAGCUCGAGACGGGCUCGUUCCUGGAGAUCGAGGGUGGCGAGGGCGAGUUAGUGGUUUCGAAGAUUCUAUGA